GACUCUUUAUCCCUUUGUCUUCAGAUGAAAGGAUGCUGCAGGGAACCGACGAAGGACUGAGCCCUACCUGAACACCCCUCCUCCCCCCGACCCUCAGAGCCCUCAGCGCCGCCAUCCCAUCAUGAACCUGCUGUGCCGCGGACGCCUGAAGCUGCUGGUGGCGUCUCUCACGGCCAUCGUCCUGCUCACCUGGCUCUACCUGCUGGCUGGAAACUUGGAGAAUGGUCGCUCCCUCCUGCUGGCUCCCUGUCUGGCCGACACACCGGCAGCCCGAGUCCUGGAGCGAGCCGUCCUCGAGUCGCGGGUUCGAGAGGUGGAGGAAGAGAACCGCCAGAUCCGGUUGCAGCUCAGCCAAUCGCAAGGCACCGCCGCCCAGCCGCCGGACGGCAACUAUGGCAACCAGCAGUGGGGAGCCUCCGCGGACACGGGGCCCGAGGACGGGGACAACACGGCAGAGGAGAAGAACAACCACACGGAGUGUCCCCGAUCGCCCACCGUCCAGAAGUGUGAGCUGAUCCACGUAGCGUGCGUUUGUGCCGGUCACAACGCCAGCAGAGACGUGGUCACGCUGGUGAAGUCUGUCCUCUUUCACAGGAGAAAUCCUCUUCACUUUCAUUUCAUCACCGACACAGUGGCCAAUCGCAUCCUGAGUUCUUUGUUUCAGUCCUGGAUGGUCCCGUCUGUGCAAGUCAGCUUCUACGACGCAGACGAACUCAAGGUAAGAGGACGACAUGAAACGCUCACACACCUCGUCUAA
Messenger RNA from Micropterus salmoides (largemouth bass), 757 nucleotides. RefSeq names its product LARGE xylosyl- and glucuronyltransferase 2-like. Gene Ontology annotation, biological process: protein O-linked glycosylation via mannose. The coding region runs from base 122 to 757 and encodes 211 amino acids. The record is from RefSeq and is a predicted model, not a curated record. Gene Ontology annotation, molecular function: xylosyltransferase activity; glucuronosyltransferase activity. The transcript has 4 exons. Lineage: Eukaryota; Metazoa; Chordata; Actinopteri; Centrarchiformes; Centrarchidae.